AUGUCUGGAGAGAAAAAGAAAGCCCUAUUUAUUUGCCUAGGUAAUAUAUGUAGAUCACCCAUAGCAGAAGGUGUGUUUCAAAAAACUGUAAAUGAUUUAAAUAAAGGGAGUGAAUGGGAAAUCGAUAGUGCAGCUAUUGGUGGUUGGCAUGUUGGAAAUCCACCCGAUUGGAGAGCUCUAGAUACUAUGAAGAAGCACAAUGUACCUUACAACAACCAUGCUAGACAGUUGAUAAAAGAAGAUUUCAAUAAAUAUGAUUAUAUUUUUGGAAUGGAUGAUGAGAACAUGAAAUCCCUAAACUCAAAAGCUCCUCAAGGUUGCAGGGCUAAACUUCUUCUCUUUGGAGGUUUUGAUCCUGAAGGUGACAGAAUUAUAAGGGAUCCAUAUUAUGAUAGUGACUCAGCCGGGUUUGAAAAGUGUUACCAGCAAUCAGUAAGAUGUUCAAAUGGGUUUUUAGAACAAUUAGAAAAGGGAAAUGUUCAGUAA
Molecule: messenger RNA, 486 nt
Organism: Pieris macdunnoughi
Lineage: Eukaryota; Metazoa; Arthropoda; Insecta; Lepidoptera; Pieridae
Source: the annotation of a GenBank genome assembly